GAGAGAGAAAAAGGGCCUUAACUUCACUGCCCACACUCGGCCCAGAACCCCAUAAAACAGAGCAGAGCAGCGAGGGAGGGUUGUAGCAAUUGCUGGUUCUUUCUUCUUCUUCUUCUUCUUCUUCUUCUUCUUCUUCUUCUGCUUCUGCGUCUGCUCAGAAGCUAUAAGGGAGAGGGUGCUUCGGCUAUUGUAGUAAGCUUUGACUGCUAUUUUCUGUUUUGAACAGAGAAAGCCAAACCCCGGGAGGAUCAUAUGAAGAUUACCGUUCAUGGGAAUAUGAGAAAUCAAAGCACUGUGCUACCACUCAUCCUCUCGAGUUGGUAGGUAGGUCUCUUGUGUGUGUGGUUGAGAAAGAAACCUUACUUGUAGCAGCGGGAGUGAGAAACAUACAUAGCCACCUGGGGAGUAUAGAGGGAGAGAGAGAGAAACAGAUAGAUACAACACUCAACUCAUAAACGAACGACGAGUAUUUGGUUUAGUUGCAGCCAUGGAUGGGUACGAAGCUACAAGAAUUGUUUUCUCGCGGAUCCAAAAUUUGGACCCCGAGAAUGCUUCCAAAAUCAUGGGUCUGCUUCUGAUUCAAGACCAUGGUGAGAAAGAGAUGAUUAGAUUAGCAUUUGGUCCUGAAGCUCUGGUUCACUCUGUGAUUGUUAAAGCUCGCAAAGACUUGGGAUUAUCCUUGUACGCUCCGUCUACUCCUUCAACUCCUCCUCCGUCUUCAUCACCAUCCUCUUUCCUUUCAAGGCAAAAUUCUACUUCUUCACGGCUAAGCAGCACCGGAGUCAACUUUCCUCCUCCUGCUCUUACAAUCCCAAACCCCUCUUCUUCUGCGCCUUGGGCUGAUAGUUUGAGGAGCCCGAACAACAGUUUGCUUGUUGGCUCUAAUUCUCCUCAUAUCAGCGUUCCUUCACCUUCUUCUUCCUUACCCUUUUAUGGUUCUGAUCCAAUUGACGAGUUUCAACUUCAGGACCAGCUUUCUUUCCUCAAUGAUGGGUCUCCUACCCUUGGCAGGAAAAACCCGGACUUGUUCUAUCCUCAACCUGACUUAUCACCAAGUCCUACCGGCGGCGACGCUACUGGUUUUCCCUCUUACGGGUGGGGCGGGUCAGUCCAUCGCCGGAGUUGCUCCGUUAAUGAAGCUUGUUUGGGGUCUGAGGAUCCGAAUUCUGGGUUGGGCUGGAAGCCUUGUCUUUACUUUGCUAGAGGUUACUGCAAAAACGGUACUAGCUGUCGGUUCCUUCAUGGAGGAGGAAUUGGAGAUUCUGAUGGUGUUUCAAUGGUUGGGUCUCCUAGCAAGAUUGAGAUGUUGGACCAGAGCAGCCAUGAGCUUCUCAGAUCUAAAAGUGCUCAACAGCAAAGAUUGCUCAUGGCUUCUUCUUUGCCUUACUCUCCAAAGGGCAUGAAUUUUCUACUGCAACAGCAGCAAACUGAUUCCCAGAGAGCUGCAGCUGCACUUAUGAUGAACGAGGAUUUGCACAAGUUUGGGCGAUCCAGGCUUGAAAGAAACGAUUUUUCUCUCAGUGGAGGUUGUGGAAUUGGGAACCCAGCUUCGAGGCAGAUCUACUUGACCUUUCCGGCGGAUAGUACUUUCAGAGAGGAAGAUGUUUCAAAUUACUUCAGCAUUUAUGGUCCUGUUCAAGAUGUGAGGAUUCCAUACCAGCAGAAGCGUAUGUUUGGAUUUGUGACCUUUGUUUAUCCAGAGACAGUGAAGCUCAUUCUAUCAAAGGGAAACCCCCACUUUGUUUGUGAUGCUCGCGUGCUAGUCAAGCCUUACAAGGAAAAAGGCAAAGUCCCGGACAAGUACAGGAAACAAGUUGAAAGGGGUGAUUUCUCACCUUGUGGUACUCCUACUGGGCUUGAUGCUAGAGAUCCAUUUGAUCUUCAACUUGGAGGGAGAAUGUACUAUAAUACCCAAGAUAUGCUGUGGAGGAGGAAGCUGGAGGAGCAAACUGACUUGCAGCAAGCUCUUGAGCUUCAAAGUAGGAGACUCAUGGGUCUACAAUUUCUUGACAUCAAGAAGCAGCACCAGAGGGCAUUCUCAACAGGAAGCCCAAUUCCUUCCCCUACUCAAUCUCCCAACAUGUUCAAUCAGAAUCUUGUUCUUCCUUCAUGUCAUGGUGGCAGCUCUGAAGCUUCUCUAGAGGAAAGUGUUUUGAGCUCUGCUCCUCCUAGCGCGGCACAGAUUUCUGCUGGUCAGCAGCCACCAAUGGAGCCGAAGGUCAAUGUUUCUGUUGGCAAAGUUAUACCCAAUGGCGAGAAUGGAGGGGGCAGUGGCUGUGAUGGCAAUGGGAAUGGCAAGCAAAGCACUAGUCAUGAAGACUGUAAUUUUCAAGAAUGGUUCCUGAAUAAAUGCAGUUUGGAGCAUAACCUCCCAGAUAGCCCUUUUGCUUCUCCAACAAAAGCUGCUGGAGACUACGUGGCUGCCUUCUCCAACGGAGGACCUAACGAGGCCCUUGAUUCCGAUAGCUCAGCUGCAUCUACCAACUCUGAAUUCGGUACUACAAGUGCAUUUCCUCCAGCAACAUCUUCUCUUGACAUGGGAUCUUUCAAGUCCUUUAACUGUCAAAUUCCAAGGUUUUCUUCCAGCCACGGAAACAUUGAAAUGUUUGCCGGCAAGGGUGGACCCAUCGCCAUUUAGCAUCCUGAGCUUCGGGAAGAGAGAAGUAAUGGACCAAAGAAGACCAGGAACAGCAAACAAAUCUGUAGAGAAUCACCACCACCAAGCCCAUCAACAUCAUCAUCAAUACUAUACUCCUUACUACCAUACAAAAUGCAUACGUAAAAAGCAGUUUAGUAAAGGAAGUGGGGCAGCCAUUCCUUUUUCUUUUAUUGUCAUUAUUGUACCAUUGUCCAUCUUUCUCGUCUCUCAUUUUGUGUAGUAGCUGAAAGUGAAUGAACCACAGGUUAAAGAAAAAAAAUAACGUAGAAAGAAUCUGAGUCUAUUGGUAUUAGGAAGAACUAAAGUCCCUGGUACUGUAAUUUCUUCUUCCCCUUCCCCUUUAAUUGCUAGGGUUGAAUGUAUUGAAGUCUUCAGUCCUGCGAUGUUUUAGAGCUUAGAGGUAUAAUUUGAGUCCUUGGAUUUGCUGGAGCACAAGCAGAUAAAACAUGAAGAAGUGAAAACAAGUAGAAGCUGAGUUGUAACUACCGGGGCUGAUUCAAUCAAUCAAAUUCCAUUAUGGACAAUUUGACUUUGGAGGCCAGAAGGGAAAAAGGGAGGGGAUGAUUGUUAUUCCUAGCUGGCUGAAGUUUCAAAGUGGAGAUUUCAGACGUCAACCUCUGUUGUGUUGUAGUUUGUCUGUAAUUCCUACUUAGUUUAUAAUAUACACAGUCAACAAAGCCCUUUAGAGAUUACCUGAAAGCAAAGACUAAAGAGAAAGGUUUAGAAGAAAAAUCACAAUGCAAAAAAAGAGAGUAGAGAUUUCUAGACAGAAUGGUCUGUGUCCUUGCCUACCCUUCUCUUUUGUUAUUAUUUAUAGAUGAAUUCUUGUCUCUUUGUUGCUGCAAUUAAACUUUCAUUUUCAAAA
Molecule: messenger RNA, 3524 nt
Organism: Neltuma alba
Lineage: Eukaryota; Viridiplantae; Streptophyta; Magnoliopsida; Fabales; Fabaceae
Product: zinc finger CCCH domain-containing protein 53
Exons: 10
Coding region: 488-2638 (716 amino acids)
Molecular function (GO): RNA binding; metal ion binding
Source: RefSeq, a predicted model, not a curated record